CCUCCAGUCCUCCACAUUCUCCUGCGAGCGGCUGAGACUCAACGCUUCGUACCAACUUCCAGGAUUUCCCCAGAUUUGUUUCAUCUCGAUAGUGUCAAACGCGCGCGCUGCGUUAAUAUUCAGACGAACCGCUGCGCAUUUGUUGUCGCUCGUUGAGUUCAGUCACGUUCGAGCAUCUGCGUUAUUUUGCAGGACGUUCACAUUUUUAAAGAUACAAAGGACGCGGUGGAUUCACUGGAGGCGAAUAAAAACAGACGGCUCCGAUCGGUCUGGAAACGAAGUGGCCUGUAUGACCUGGUUUAUUUGGAGGAUUUAAAGAGACACCCCGAUUGGAAAAAUAAUUGGGACAAGUCGACCUACUCCGAUCACAAAGGGGGUCCGCAUGACCUGAACGGCAUGUUGGUGCUCCGUAUGUUUUUGGCAAAACUCGCGCAUAGAUAGACAAAUAGAAAGUUUUAAAUGAUUUUCAAAAUCGUAAACUUAUUCCUUUUAAUCAGACUGUUAUCGAUAAAGACGCGAUAACAUAUUAAGUAUUUAUUUCUGUACCGCAAAUACAAGUAGUUUUUUCCUUACGCUUCAUUGGACGACUCUUUUCAUCUUCGGUUGAAAGUUAUUUUUUUGUCAUGGCUUGUUGGCUGUUCUCUCUCCUGUGACGACUCCUGCCGUGCGAUCGUCCAUUCCUGAUGGGUACAAGUGCCAGCUGACGACUCUUGAACCUUGCACAGUUUCCCCAUCUUUGUAAACAUUCAUCGCUAGAUACCAUGGAGCUUUUCUCCAGGAAUGUGGCUGGACUCUGGAUUAUCCUGUUGGAGUGCCUGUUCAAAACACUGGCGGAGGAAGAGGUCCUGAUGAACACCAAGGCGGAGACGUCGGAUCUCAAGUGGACAACGUACUCUCGAUCCAGAUCCGAGUGGGAGGAAGUAAGUGGUCUUGACGAGGAGAACAACAGCGUUAGGACCUAUCAGAUCUGUCAGGCUGACGGCUCGAGCAGUCAUUGGCUGCGCAGUAAGCUGAUCGAGCGGCGAGGGGCGUCACAGGUGUACGUGGAACUGCGCUUCACCAUGAUCGAGUGCUCGUCGAGAAACACGCACCACCGAUCCUGCAAAGAAACCUUCAACCUCUACUACUACCAGAGUGACACGGAUGAUGCCACGGCUACUUACCCUGCGUGGAUGGAGAACCCAUACGUCAAGGUUGACACCGUGGCUGCCGACUUCCUGCUCCGUAAAGGUGGAGAGAAGAAGUUUAACGUGAAAACGCUGCGUUUGGGACCCCUGACCAAACGCGGAUUCUACUUGGCGUUCCAGGCCCAGGGAGCGUGCAUGGCCCUUCUGUCUGUACGUGUUUUCUUUAAGAAGUGUCCGGCCCUCACACGCUCACUGUCCGUCUUCCCGGAGACGGUCCCGCGCUCGCUGGUCCAGGAGGCGUCGGGUCAGUGCGUGGCGAACGCCGCUCAACCUGGCCCCAAUCCCAGACCGCCGAAGAUGUUCUGUGGAGAAGAUGGACAGUGGGUAGACCAGCCCACUACAACCUGCACUUGCCUGCCGGGAUACGAGGCCAGCAUUGGCGAUCUGGAGUGUAGAGCGUGUCCCGCGGGUCAUUUUAAGAUGGGUUCAGGUCCUGGCCCGUGUUCUGCGUGUCCUGAUUCCAGUCACACAGGAGAGACGGGUUCCGCCUCGUGCGUGUGUCGCCCCGGUUACCAUCGCGCCCCCACCGACAGUCCUGAUACACCCUGCACACGUCCACCCUCGUCUCCCCGCAGCCUCGUUCCUCAGGUCAACGACACGUCUGUCACUAUGGAGUGGAGCGAACCGUUAGAGAGCGGGGGCCGUGCUGACCUCACGUACAGCGUGGAGUGCCGCAUGUGCCCGACCCCUGGGAGCCCCUGCACGCCCUGCACGGACGGCGUAACCUAUCGGCCGUCACAGAGCGGGAUACUGACCCGACGCGUCAGCAUCUGGGGUCUCCGACCUCACACCUCCUACAGCUUUAAAGUGAUGGCUCUCAACGGGGUCUCCACUCUGAGUGCGCAGGAGGCGGAGGGGGAGACCAUCAACGUCACCACCAGCCCCAACGUUCCUGUUGUGGUGACUGGAUUGAGGAAGAGCACAGCCACAGAAUCCAGUUUGACGCUGUACUGGGACACACCGACCCAAUCCCACUACAACAUCCUGCAAUACCAGCUACGCUACUGUGAGAAGGAGCGUGGCUCUGAAGAGAACUCCUGUCACUACAUGGAGAGCGACAGCAAUCACGUCGUGUUGAGCAACCUGCGCAGAGCAACACAGUACGAGGUGCAAGUCCGUGCUCGCACCUUCGCCGGCUACGGCAGCUUCGGUCAAGCUGUGGUCUUUCGUACACUGCCUGACGAAGACGCUUCAUCCUCUCCUCUGCUUGUUACUGGGGUCCUUAUAGCCAUGGGCAUGUUGCUGCUCAUACUCGUCAUUGGCGUCGCCAUCUACUGUAUCAGGAAGCAAAAUCACUCCAAAGAUCCCGAACUCAGCGACAAAAAUGGCCAGUACCUCAUGGGUCAAGGCGUGAAAGUCUACAUCGACCCGUUCACUUACGAAGACCCUAAUGAGGCGGUGAGGGAGUUCGCCAAAGAGAUAGAUGUCUCGUUUGUCAAAAUCGAGGAGGUUAUUGGGGCAGGCGAGUUUGGCGAGGUGUGCCGAGGACGCCUGAGGAUUCCCGGUAAGAAAGAGAACUACGUGGCCAUCAAGACCCUUAAAGGUGGAUACACAGACAAGCAAAGGCGGGACUUCCUGUCAGAAGCGUCAAUCAUGGGCCAGUUCCAGCACCCCAACAUCAUCCACCUGGAGGGCAUUAUAACAGCCAGCUGUCCCGUCAUGAUCCUCACCGAGUUCAUGGAGAACGGAGCUCUGGAUUCUUUCUUGAGACUAAACGAUGGCCAGUUCACUCCCAUCCAGUUAGUCGGUAUGCUGCGCGGUAUUGCGUCCGGCAUGAAGUAUCUGUCUGAGAUGAGCUACGUACAUCGCGAUCUGGCGGCACGCAACAUUCUAGUCAACAGUAAUCUGGUGUGCAAGGUGUCCGACUUCGGCCUGUCGAGAUUCCUGCAAGAGAAUUCAUCCGACCCAACGUACACCAGCUCACUGGGUGGUAAAAUUCCGAUCCGCUGGACCGCACCCGAAGCGAUCGCCUUCCGCAAGUUUACCUCCGCAUCGGACGUCUGGAGUUACGGGAUCGUCAUGUGGGAAGUGAUGUCAUUUGGAGAGAGACCCUACUGGGACAUGAGCAACCAAGAUGUGAUCAAUGCCAUUGAGCAGGAUUACCGGCUUCCCCCGCCCCCCGAUUGCCCCACCUACCUGCACCAGCUGAUGUUAGACUGCUGGCAGAAAGAGAGGACGGCACGGCCGCGUUUCGCCAACAUCGUCUCGGCACUCGACAAGCUCAUUCGCAAUCCAGCGUCACUUAAAAUCACCGCCCAAGAGGGGGCAGGCCCCUCUCACCCUCUGUUAGAUCAGCGCUCACCCCUAACGCCCUCCUCCUGUGGGACGGUGGGUGACUGGCUCAGGGCCAUAAAGAUGGAGCGCUACGAGGAAAGUUUUCUUCAGGCUGGAUACACGUCCAUGCAGCUGCUCGCUCACAUCACCACAGAGGAUCUUCUGCGUCUGGGAGUAACUCUGGCCGGUCAUCAGAAGAAGAUUCUGUCCAGCAUCGAAGCUCUCGGGAUUCAGAACAAAACGCCAGGGAACGUGUUGUACUGAGCACCAUGCACAUCCAGGAACGACUUGACUUCCUUUUUUACUGGAUCACUUAAGAUUGAUUAUUCACUUCCAAGACUACCUGAAGGGGACCAGUCCACGAGCCUGUCGGAACUAUCACUGUAAUACCACUAAUAUUACAAACUUUAUUGAGUGAUGUCACACGGGUUUCACAUGGAUGAUACCGAAACUGUUUCACUACUUCUGGAGCCACGUGGCACGAACUGACAGACAAAGACUGCGAUGAUGUCAUACUGUGGAAGUGGUGAUGUCGCGACGUUACAAGGCCAUGUUAAAGUAUUUCCAUUUUUGCAGAAUAUUUUUCUAAAGGAGACUUUCAUAGCAAAGAGAACAAGAGCGAGAACAACACAUAAGAAAUAUGACAUUUAUACACGAAAAUCAGAUUAGUGAUGACUUCAUCAUCCUUUGUAUGAAGGAUGUGCCAUAUGUGUACUUCCACGGACCAACUCAUGUACACGCUUACUGUGUGGUUACAAGUGUGUGUGUGCCAAGGAACGCGUAUUUUGUUUUUAAACGAUGCACUCGGUGUGUGUGUGUAUGUGAGUGAGUGUGUAAAAUAAGCACAAAAGGUCUUGAGCACUUUUUCUGAGAUAUACACAAACAAGGUGGACUAAAUGUUGUCAUAUGUGCUUAUGCGGUAUACACACACACAUGUUAGACCUGCGACACUUGACUGGCACUAAGAGACCAAAUAAAUUCAUGUCUGUUGUUUUGUGAGACUCCGAACGUCCUUGGAACGAGUGUCACCCGCGUUCUUUCAUUGUGGGAAAUGUUUGAACUUUAAGAUGGUGUCCGUCAAUAAUUCACCACGAGAUCCAAACGUCGUCCUUUCAUGCCACACAAGGGAUUAUGGGUAGGAGCAUUUGGUCUUCACAUUGGAGAUCCACAAGAACAAACCAGGGACUUGACUUUUAUUCUGUUGCCUCUUUUCUUUUGUAUAAAUAUAUCUUGAUUUAUGUAAAAAGAUUCAUUUUUGUAAGUGUAAUCUGUGUUUCUGUUACAAUAAAAGUUACACGUUUCAUUUUU
Molecule: messenger RNA, 4769 nt
Organism: Triplophysa rosa
Lineage: Eukaryota; Metazoa; Chordata; Actinopteri; Cypriniformes; Nemacheilidae
Gene: ephb4a
Product: eph receptor B4a
Exons: 17
Coding region: 762-3725 (987 amino acids)
Biological process (GO): central nervous system projection neuron axonogenesis; axon guidance; protein phosphorylation
Cellular component (GO): neuron projection; plasma membrane
Molecular function (GO): protein binding; transmembrane-ephrin receptor activity; ATP binding
Source: RefSeq, a predicted model, not a curated record